Cuscuta campestris is the source of this 1617-nucleotide messenger RNA. NCBI's taxonomy places the organism in Eukaryota, Viridiplantae, Streptophyta, Magnoliopsida, Solanales, Convolvulaceae. The record is from the annotation of a GenBank genome assembly.
GGCGUGAAAAGAAGAAACGAAGCCGAAGAAGGAGAAGAAGAAGAGGGCUCUUCUCUCGUGAACCGGACGCUAUUUCUGUUUCGAUCCUAAAUCCAAUCCCCAUUCAAUCCACAGAUAGAUGGAUCGGUACCAGAAAGUCGAGAAGCCCAGGGAAGUAACACCCAUUGAUGAGAAUGAGAUUCGGAUCACCAGCCAAGGAAGGAUGAGAAGCUACAUCACCUAUGCUAUGACUCUUCUUCAGGAAAAAGGAGCUGAUGAGAUUGUGUUCAAGGCCAUGGGUAGAGCAAUCAAUAAAACUGUUACCAUGGUUGAACUUAUUAAGAGGAGGAUUGUUGGUCUUCAUCAGCUUACUACCAUUACAUCCACCGGCAUCACCGAUACGUAUGAGCCACUGGAAGAAGGCCUCCUUCCAUUGGAAAGCACGAGGCAUGUUUCAAUGAUAACAAUCUCUCUAUCUAAGAAGGAGCUUGAUACAAAGGCUGUUGGGUAUCAGCCACCUAUACCUGCAGAUCAGGUGAAGGUUUUUACAGAGAUUGAAUAUGAAGGAGAAGGAUCACCUAAUAUGCGUGGAAGAGGUCAAGGUGGUAGAGGAAGGGGAAGGUCUAGGGCUCAGUAUGGAAAUGGCUAUAUGGGUGGUGAGUAUGAAGAUGGUGGCUAUGAUAGACCUCGCAACUAUGGUAGAGGAAGGGGCAGAGGUAGGGGCCGUUAUUUCCGUGGUGGACGUGGAAGGGGUGGCGGUGGUGGUAAUUUCAACUCUCAAUAUGAUUCAACUAUGCAAGAUGGUGGCUACCAUCAAGAGGCUCCUCCAGGCCGUGGACGUGGGAGGGCUGGUUACAACAACUCUCAGUAUGGUUCCUCCCCGCAGCAAGAUUUUGGAUAUCACGACAAUCGUGGACGUGGAAGGGGUGGUUACAACAACUCUCAGUAUGAUGACCAGCACGAUGGUGGAUACUAUCAUGAUGCUCCUCCAGUCCGUGGACGUGGAAGGGGUGGUUACAACAACUCUCACUAUGAUGCACCACAAGAUGGUGGCUACAAUCCCGAUGCUCAUGCUCAAGGCCGCGGUGGACGUGGAAGGGGUGGCGCUGGUUACAACAACACUCAGUAUGAUGCUCCGCAGGAUGGUGGGAGAGGGCGCGGUGGUCGCUUUAGGGGACCAUCUCGUGGGAGAGGCCGUGGUGGGGGCGGAGGCAACUACAGAUCUAAUAACAAUGGACCGAUGCCCCAUUCUGCCGAUGCCUAAGCUUUUGAAAAAGAAGAAGUCGCGUGCCCCUCGUUCCAUGAAGAGUUUGCCUGCUCGGUUUCCUUUGUUAUCCUCUCUGUUUUUAUGCUUUCUUCUUCCACCUGAUUUGUUUUGUCUGCCAGUGUUAAUUAUAUAACUCUCUAGGGUUUACCAAAAAAAAAAAGAAGUCCAUGAAAUGCUUUGUAGACUAAUUUUUAGAACAUUCCGUUUCCACCUCUUUGUGGUGAGCCUUUUUGUAUUCCUUUUCAAUCACUAUAAUUUAGUAAGCAUAGGAAGUAGUUCCGCUUUUAUUUUCUUGUUUAUGAAAAAAAUUGGACUCGUCGGCAAGCAAGCAUUCUUUAAUUUAUUUUCAUGGUCGACUUGUUUUCCAAUUU